AUGAAAAAUCAUAUUGCAGGGUCAACUAAGGAAGACAUAAUCAGGAAAGUAGUUUUAGAACUAAAAACUCGAGAAGCACAGCUACAAAUUUUGAUAUUAAUGGAACUCAUUCUCUGUUGGGGUAAAGAUGAGACAUCCUUUUUGAUCGACAACGCAAAAGUCCAAGAAAAAAAGGCUAAGAAAAUCCGCAAACCGUCUCUAGUUCGUCGAAAAAAGGGCAAUAAGAAGAUCAUUCCCACAUUUCUUGGUGUUGGAAUACAGGAUUCGUCUACAGACACACAAUCUUCAACUCGAGGUGAAGUAAACGAAUUUACAUUGUAUACGUCUUUAAUUGCGCUUGUUGAUCAAAUGAGUAUUUGGGAUACGUUAUUGGGUCGUACAAAGGGAGAAAAGGAUGAGAGCAUGUAUGGGUUUCUAGCUUAUGUGCUUGUGCCCUAUUAUAACAAACAAACACCCGAAAUUGUGAAUUUCAUAAUUCAAAAAGUUAAAGAACUGCGCCCUAAGCUUCACGUACCAAAAUCACGCUCCAGGUCGUCAAGAAGUGAAUCACACAGCAAAGAGAAAAAGGCGGGGCAACAAGAAAUGCAAGAACCAGAAGUGCUAUCAAAGCGAACAUCAAAGUUCUCUAAAACAUUACUUUCCGCAAAUAAGGUUCCAUUUUUACACAGAUCUGUUACGGAUGUUCCUACUGACCUUCAACCAGCAUUCCUGUUGAAACGUUCCAAAUCAAAUCUCGGUUCUAAAAACCUUAAACGAAGACAAGUUGAUAUGUCUCUCGUUAGGUCGGAAUCGCAAGAUGCUGAGGAAGCUAAAAAAAGCAAACUGUUUCUCUUUGGAGAUGCAAGAAAGAUUAAGUCUGUUCCAGCAGAUCCAACUCCACAUUCGUUGGUCCAAGUGGAAGCAACUCCAGCGAGAAAAUCUUUGCCAAGACACCAAUCUGCUUCUAGCUAUCCUCAAAUCAUGGAAACUCCCUCUACGAAUAGAAUCAAAGAGCUUCCUCAUGUUCCCGAGACACCGCAUCAUAUGCACGAGGAAUCCUUUACUGUACCACAGAAACAGAAGCUAAGUGUCAAUGAAAUGUUUGCACAACUUGCACCUCCGGAGAACUUUGAUUGCAUCACAUCUUCUCCCGUUCGUGGAGGAGAUAGUUGCUUUCCUCCUCUGGAAAGAAGAAAGAGUUUGGUAAACUCCUCAAGCCAAAACGUACAUGUCAAGGAAGUCGGAUCCUUCGCUGCCAACACUUUGUCAACUUUGCAUUCUCCAUUCGCCGGCUCUAUAAAUGGCUCUCCUCCCCCGAAACGUAAGCAAGCCUACAAACUUGGCUCUUCCACUAAACGCACUAAUGCUUCAAUGGCUUCGAAUACUACUGAAAGUAUUCUUUUCUCGGGCGAAAGUCUUGUUCUGGAAAUUUCUGAAAAGACGAUUCCAAUGGAGCACUCAGAUACAGUGAAAGAUACUAUCGUGGAAAGCCCGAUGAAUGGUGACACUGAACAAGUAUCUGAAGGCGAAGAAGAGUUUGAGGACGAUUCAGGGUCAGACUCAGAUCUUGAAAAACUUCUAGCUUUUUCAUCCCGACCAAGUCUCAGAACAUACAGGAAGCGAUAG
This is a messenger RNA of Clavispora lusitaniae ATCC 42720, 1605 nucleotides long. RefSeq lists its product as uncharacterized. The record is from RefSeq and is a predicted model, not a curated record. Gene Ontology annotation, cellular component: DNA replication preinitiation complex. NCBI's taxonomy places the organism in Eukaryota, Fungi, Ascomycota, Pichiomycetes, Serinales, Metschnikowiaceae. Gene Ontology annotation, biological process: DNA replication initiation.